CUGCUUAAAUCAUCUAAUACGCGUUUACGGUGAAGGAAAAAAAAACUCGCCGAGUUGUCGAUGUGUCGCUGUGUUUUUAGAGGAACGAAAAGGUAUCAAAUGUUAUUGCGCGCUAAGAAAAUGUUGAUGUUUACAUGAAUCGACGUUUGAGGUUGUUACUCAUGUUAGCUUCCUGGCUAGCUGGCGUCCGCUCUUACCGGAGGCGAACUAAAAAACAUUUUUUUUAUAAAUGACAUUUUCAUCCCUGAAAACGUGCUAUUUUAUCAUAUGCAACGUUAGCGCGGGUCAUGUUGGUUUAGCCGCCUACUUCAGUUCAGGCUUGCCUUGGGAGUUCAAGUCCAGUUGGCUCUUUGUCGUCAGAAGAUCAUGACUUUGACCCAACUGCAGAAAUGCUAGUCCAUGAGUACGAUGAUGAGAGGACUCUGGAGGAGGAAGAGUCUCUUGAAGGAGGGGGGAAUAUCAGAUCUGAGAUUGCAGAUCUGGAGAAGGAGGGUAAUAUGCCUUUGGAGGAGCUGUUGGCCAUCUACCGCUACGAGGCAUCAGCUGGGUCCAGUAUAGACAGCUCCUCUGGAGACCUCACAGACGAGCUGCCUGACAUGACUUUAGACAAGGAGGAAAUUGCUAAAGACUUGUUGUCUGGCGAUUACGAGGAGGAGACACAGUCUUCGGCUGAUGAUCUCACCCCCUCGGUCACCUCCCAUGAAACCACCGAUUUCUUCCCUCGGACUCUUCGAUCCAAUGCAAUCUCUGAUGGGGAUAAAGAUUCAGAGUGUGACGACGAUGGCCCAAGUCCAGAAGACUCCAGAAAGGAAAUAAUGGUGGGAGCAGAGUACCAAGCAGAAGUUCCUUCCACUGUCUGCUACUACACAGAAGGAGAGAGAGCGUAUGAAGAUCAUGAUGAGUUAAUGUGGAGUCCAGGUGCAUUGCCAGAGAGCAAAGUCAAGUGCUUCCUAACUGAUGUGCUGUCUCGAACGACCGGUGAGAAGACGGGAUUUGACAAACUGGGCAUGCAUGUUCGAGACAAUGAGCAGGCUUUGUGUGAACUUGUUAAGUGCAACUACAACACCCACGAGGCACUCGAGCAAUACUGUAGCCACCUAAAGUCCUCGAAAGAAAAAUCACCGCCAUGGUCGGAGGAGGAGUGCAAAAACUUUGAACAUGCGCUGCAGAUGUACGACAAGAACUUUCACCUCAUACAGAAACACAAAGUCACGACGCGGACAGUAGCAGAAUGUGUGGCGUUUUACUACAUGUGGAAGAAGUCUGAGCGCUUUGACUUCUUUGUGCAGCAGAAUCGCUUUGGAAAGAAAAAGUACAGCAGCUACCCUGGUGUAACGGACCUGAUGGACAGGCUUGUGGAUGAAGCGGAAGGCCUGGCCGUUGACAGCUCGUCCUCUGUCUGCUCGGGAGGCGGCGGAGGAGGGAGGCUGGAAGCGACGACAGAACAGCAGCUCAGCCUGCUCAACUCCAUCACUGCCAGCGACCUCACAGCGCUGAGCAACAGCGUGGCGACCGUGUGCAGCCCAGCAGAGGUGUUGGAGUCCUACAGCUUCCCCCCCCUGGAGUCUCUCCACCGCGCCUCCCUCAGCCACGACGAGCCGCUUGGCUUCCCUUCCAACGGCGCCGACUCUGACUGUCUCAACAUGCUGGACGCCGGCUUCUACCACUCGGAGCUGGGCCAGCUGGGCGGCGUGUGCGUCAACAAAGACUGCGAGCGUCCCUCCAAGAGACUCAAGAUGGCGCUGCCGGACUCUUUUAUUGGCGACGUCUCUGUAAGCAACCUCGGCGUGGACUUUGAAGCCCGCCGGACGACGGCACACCACCACCGCAUAACCUCCGCCAAAAUGGCCGUGUCGGUAACAGACUUUGGGAGCUUGGCGGCCGGCGGCGAGCCCAACGGCUUCUUGGGGGCGCACGCACGCCAUCACACGCAGCACGCGGCAGCACUUCAGUCGGAGUGAUCUUCCUUUUUUGUCUUGUACAUAGACUGACCUCACAGGAGAAUAUAUAGAUAUAUAAAUAUAUAUAUAUAUAUAGAUAUGUACAUAAUAUACUUUUCUUUUUUGUCUAAUAUGACAUCAGUGAUGUCUCUCAUAGAACUAAGAAUCUUGAUUUCUCUCAAGAGUUUAUAACAGCCAUUUUAUUGACUUGUAUGUCACCGUGGUAACGUCCAUGUCCAGUACACUAGGGGGAGGCCGCGUAAUCGUUCCUACUUGUCCUCUUUUUUUUUUUUUCUUUUCUUUCCUGCCAUUCUUCUCCGCUGCCAAAAUGAUUCUCGCUCUUGGUGCUUGUCGCUCUUACUUCAAGUGGUACUUUAUUUGUUGUUCAGUCUCGUGGUUUACAGGUACUUCUGCAGUAAAGCAGCCCAUCGCAACGCUUCUGUCCUAACUCUCGUUUUGUUACCUUCUGCACACUUUAUGGGGUGUUUCUUUUUGGAGGGCGGUUUUGGAAUACAAACACUUUUAUUCUCAACAUAAUCACAAAUCUCAUCAAUUUUUUGUUUAAAAACCACACAAUUGCUAGUCAAAGAUGUUAACUUGCAAGGAAAUCGGGUAUUAUGGUAUCAACUUUAACCCCUUGAAGCGGAAAUUAGUGAUGGUUGUACUUUUUGUUUUUACUCUUUAUUUUUAAUGUUAAAAAACAUUACUUUUUUACUUUAUACAUUGCUUUUUUUUCAUGAAUAAUAUAUCUGGUGUCUUUUAAGUCAUCAAAGUGGCGCCAAAUUUUAAUUUGUUUCCCUUUUGUUUACCCCCCCUUUUUUUUUUAUACAUCUUUUCAAACAUGACUUAUUUGCAAAUGUUCUGAACCACCUUUAGAAAAAGUACAUUAUUAAUUCCUAAGCAUGGCAGAAAUAUAGUUUUAAAAAAAAUCAGUGUUUUUAAGAUUUUCUACAUGUUACUUUCCAGUUGCAAAAUGUUUAACAAAGGUUUUUUUUCUCCUUACCCCUCAGUUUCACUCCCAUCAGUAUUAAGGUUGUGUGCGGCCCACGCAAGUAUGUGCUUGCAGAAAGGUGAUUGUACUCGCUGUUUACGUCAUGUCUAUGCAUCGUUGCUGUGAAUGGUUCAUUUUCAGGGCUCCUCCUGUUACAUGACAUCUUUCAUGUAAAUAACCAUUUAGCAACUUAGCCUUUUAAAAAGUCUAAUACCUGACCUCUAAUUGUGAAUAUAUGUUCAUACAAUUAUUUCCUUCCAAUGGCCAUAUUUUGUAGAUAUGUACAGGAUUUUCAAAGUUUUGCAUUUGACUUAGUUGACUUUUUGUAUUUUUUUUUUUUUCACAAGUUAGUUUGCUCUAUGCAUGCUGGGCGCAACUGAUUCCCCCAAAACAACAAAUUAUAAUUAGCGUUGUUUUCUAAAGUCGCAUUGUUAAAAAAAAAAAAACUAUCCUUCAUGUCGUCUAUAUUUGCCUCAGUGGUAAAGAGAUGCUGCUGCUCUUGAGGAAGUUUAUUUUAUUUUUUUAAAGCAUAAUGCAGUAGAUCCAACUCUUGGUAGCUUUAGCGGUGCAGUGCUAUUUAUUUCACUUGUGGUUUGUACAAGACACUUGUCAGAAUGUAAAGGCCAUUAAGUCGUAGAUUGAAGUAGCAAAAUGCUCAUCACCCUGUGAACUCUGGCGAAAAAUGUGAUAUUUUAUUGACGUGUGUGUGUGUGAAUGACUGUGUGAGCACUAAGCAAAUUUUAUUUUAUAUUUUCUAUUGUCAUUUAAGGUUUAAAAUAUUUUAAAAGGUUAUAGCAGUUGUGGUUUUGGAUAAGACAUUUAAAAGAUCAAUCCAUAGAAAACACAUUUGUGAAUAAAGAAGCUACAGAAAUGUAUAUGGAGAAUUGUAGACAAUCAAAGGUAUCACUAAGAAAUGUUGAAGUUAUCUAUUGUUUAUAAAAAUUGUACAGACAUUGA
Nerophis ophidion (straightnose pipefish) is the source of this 3888-nucleotide messenger RNA. RefSeq names its product mesoderm induction early response 1, family member 3 b (gene mier3b). Gene Ontology annotation, molecular function: histone deacetylase binding; transcription corepressor activity. The record is from RefSeq and is a predicted model, not a curated record. The coding region runs from base 390 to 1961 and encodes 523 amino acids. The transcript has 13 exons. Gene Ontology annotation, biological process: negative regulation of transcription by RNA polymerase II. Gene Ontology annotation, cellular component: nucleoplasm. NCBI's taxonomy places the organism in Eukaryota, Metazoa, Chordata, Actinopteri, Syngnathiformes, Syngnathidae.